ACUUAUAAACAACUCUGUGAUAGUCAUAAUCUGAUACUUGGACAUAGUGCAACCUUGAAUUUCUUUCUGGUUCGUUGUAAACUAAUUGGUUCCUUCCUUCCACACAAUAAUACAAUUGGACUACAUUCAGGUUAACAUUCAAUUAAAUUUUGUUUCUUCUGCUAUUUCGUUUCGGUUGCACAGAAACACAUUUAACAAAUUAAGUGUAAGAUCAAGCGUAUCUCGUCUGCAUCUUUGGUGUAAAAAUGCCAGGAGAAAGUGAAGAUGGAGGCUUUGAUCGCGUUAUGGACCUGGUGGGAAAUGAUGGCAAAUUUCAGCGUUUUUAUAAUCAUUUCUACAACGUGGCACUGGUCGCCUUUGCAUCUAUGAGCUUCAUGAAUUGCGUAUUGGUUCUCAAUGAACCCGAACAUACAUGCCGUGUACCGGGAAGAGAGAACUACAACUUGACGGUCGACGAGUGGCUCAAUUUGACAAUUCCGAAUGAACCAGAUAAUCGAGGAGCGUUCAGCCGGAGUGGUUGCAAAAUGUUCAAUACUACACUAUUUGAACACCUACCGAUCAAUGAGUGGAAAUUUACUCAAAACGAUACGAUUGCAUGUGUACACGGCUACGACUACGAUAAAACAUGGUAUGCGCGUACAACAGUGUCUGAUCAGGACUGGAUCUGUGACAAAGCGCUUUAUCAAACAAAUGUAUUUGUGUGGCAUCGAGCCGGUGAAGUUGUCGGUACUUUCAUCUUCGGUCAGUUGGGGGAUGCAAUUGGACGAAGACCAGUGUUCUACUUAAGUGCUGUCAUCAUUAUCGCCGGACGUGUCAUGUCAUCCAUAACAGCAUCUAUUUAUUUUCUUUAUGCGGCUGCUUCAUUCAUUUCCAUGAUGACGAGUAUGCUCAUUUUUCUGAGUCCGUUGAUUAUUGCAAUGGAAAUAUCCAAGGAAGAGGACAGAGGCAAAAUCGCCAUGUUCCAAUGCAUCGGGUGGACGUUAGGCUUAAGCAUAAUGCCGUUAAUUUUUUGGGCGGUACGUGAUUGGGUAUGGUUUUUAAUGCUUACAACCUUACCGAUCGGACUGUUUGCGUUGUGGAACAAAUAUAUGAUUGAGUCGCCGCGAUGGCUGGCAACGAAAGGACAUCUGGGUAGAUGCGCUAAAGAACUGAAUCGAAUAGCUAAAAUAAAUGGGAAAGAUGUGAUCGUUACCGAAAAAAUGGUCAGAGAAUUACUGCCGAACGAGGAGUCGGAUGAUGUAUAUGGGAUUCUGUCACUGUUUACGCACUGGCGAUUGGCUAAGAACACAAUCAUGCUAAUCAUAUGCUGGAGCAACGCUUCAAUUACCUACUUUGUAUUGAUGUUGAUCUCAACGAGAAUGGGUGGUAAUCCAUUCUUAAGCUUUCUUUAUCAGAGCGCUAUUGAGCUGCCAUCGUUCAUUAUCGGCCGAUAUCUGGCAGAUAAAAUUGGUCGUCGAUAUUCGAACGCAAUUGCUAUGUUAUUCAUAUUCUUAAUAUGCAUUCCGGUGGCACUGAUUGCGCACGAUCCGAAUUUGGAGAAUCUAAUGACAUGCCUUGUCAUCGCCAUCAAAUUCUGUACGAGUGUCAUAUUUUUUGCCAUCAAUUUACAAUCGAUGGAAGUUUAUCCUACGUGCUUGCGUCAGUCUGGCAUUGCUGCAGGAGCUAUUGCAGCAAAUAGUUUAUCGGUUUUUGGACCGUACAUCGUGUAUCUUGGAACGGAGUACGAUGUAAGGUAUCCAUUCAUCGUGCUGGGUGCUUUGGGGCUCAUCGGUUUCUUUGCUGCAAUGUUUUUGCCUGAAACACUUUACCGUAAACUGCCAAAUACGUUAAACGAAGCGAAAAAGUUCGGCAAGGAUCAGAAGUUUUGGUUCUUACCAAGAAAACAUGUGGAAGCAACACAAGAUGAACUGGAAUCUCUGAAGAAGACCAAUGCGGCCAAGAAGACACACGACACUUUUAACGAUAAAACAUAAAAAAUCUUUUUUCUCAACUCAGUGACGAAAAGUAAAACUUUCGUUGGCUUUUCUGAGAAAAACGCUACAUGCAACUCGAUGCUAAAUGUUUUUUAGGCACAUGUCGAACGAAAAAAAAAUGAUAGAAAAGUAUUAGGUAGAUCUAAUAAAUUCUUAUGUAAUUGUUGA
Molecule: messenger RNA, 2141 nt
Organism: Bradysia coprophila
Lineage: Eukaryota; Metazoa; Arthropoda; Insecta; Diptera; Sciaridae
Product: carcinine transporter-like
Biological process (GO): transmembrane transport
Cellular component (GO): membrane
Molecular function (GO): transmembrane transporter activity
Source: RefSeq, a predicted model, not a curated record